Messenger RNA from Nannospalax galili (Upper Galilee mountains blind mole rat), 1439 nucleotides. It is a transcript of the gene Paip2, whose product is annotated as poly(A) binding protein interacting protein 2. The record is from RefSeq and is a predicted model, not a curated record. The transcript is spliced from 4 exons. Gene Ontology annotation, molecular function: mRNA regulatory element binding translation repressor activity. NCBI's taxonomy places the organism in Eukaryota, Metazoa, Chordata, Mammalia, Rodentia, Spalacidae. The coding region runs from base 169 to 543 and encodes 124 amino acids. Gene Ontology annotation, biological process: negative regulation of translational initiation. Gene Ontology annotation, cellular component: cytoplasm.
CUUCCGGGCUGGGGUGUUUGUUUGGACUGGAGCUGGGAGGCGGCGGGCGAAGCGCACGUCGAGCGGGGGAGCGGCGCUGCCUGUGGAGAUCCGCGGAGGCCGACAGGAUUCGUUGGCUGCCGUCCCCGCUGCCGUGCACUGGGUUAAAAACGACAACUAACACCAACCAUGAAAGAUCCAAGUCGUAGCAGUACUAGCCCAAGCAUCAUCAAUGAAGAUGUGAUUAUUAACGGUCAUUCUCAUGAAGAUGAUAAUCCAUUUGCAGAGUACAUGUGGAUGGAAAACGAAGAGGAAUUCAACAGACAAAUAGAAGAGGAGUUAUGGGAAGAAGAAUUUAUUGAACGCUGUUUCCAAGAAAUGCUGGAAGAAGAAGAAGAACAUGAGUGGUUUAUUCCAGCUCGAGAUCUCCCACAAACUAUGGACCAAAUCCAAGACCAAUUUAAUGACCUUGUUAUCAGUGAUGGCUCUUCUCUGGAAGAUCUUGUGGUCAAGAGCAAUCUGAAUCCAAAUGCAAAGGAGUUUGUUCCUGGGGUGAAAUACUGAAAUAUUUGAGUAGAUGGGGCCCUCUUUCGGUGGAUGUAGCACAAUUUCCACACUGUGAAGGCAGUAUUAGAAGACUUAAUUGUAAAAGCUCUCGUCACUGUGUUACACUUAUGCAUUGCCAAAGUUUUUGUUAGUCUUGCAUGCUUAAUAAAAGUGCUGAGACUGUUAUUAAGUAAAAAGCUGUCAAACAUUUACUGAAAGUAGAAUUGGCCUAUGGCUUCAUGUAAAGACAGCAAAGGAAGAAGCACCAGUCAAGUUGUAACAAAGUACCAAAUUAGAUAAGUCUUAAGUCUUACUGAAUUGUCUGUUUGGGGGCUAAACUGGUCCCUUAGGAGUAACCAACACUUCCUGUCUACAUUGUAAAAAUGAGUAAGUUUGAAUUAGGUUAUGAUUGUUAAGCAGAUUUCUCAGUUGCAUUUGUCCAUCAAAAAUCUUUUCUGAAGAAAGUCUGUUAAUUUGAAACAAUUCAUUAUAGAAAAAUGUCUUAAAAGCUAGUCUUUUUUUCUUAUGUUAUGUUAGGAAUACUGAAUUUUCCCAGCAUUAUACCUGAGGAAGUGUGAUUUAAGAACUACAUCUUAGGAUUCAUUGCAUCGUAGUCAUACUGUGUGAAGUCUUCAUUUAGGACCGACACUAGCCCAUAAUCCAAUUGAAGUACUAAAGAGAUUGUAACAUGAUUUGAGAGGUGCUCUUCCUUGCUUUGUUAACCAUCAUGACAAUAGUCUGCAGCACAACUUUUCUUUUAACAAAGCUAGAACAGUUUUGGCUUCUUAAACUUCAUAUUUAGGUAGGUUAAGCUGCCAUACGUGUUCAGUGUGAAUAGUGUUUAAGUUGAAAAUAUUGUAAAAAAAUUAUAUUUUUUCAAAAAUAUUUAAAAAAAUAAAUAAUAGUAGAACUGA